This is a messenger RNA of Chelonus insularis, 4308 nucleotides long. It is a transcript of the gene rdx, whose product is annotated as BTB/POZ and MATH domain-containing protein rdx. Gene Ontology annotation, molecular function: ubiquitin protein ligase binding. Gene Ontology annotation, biological process: regulation of proteolysis; proteasome-mediated ubiquitin-dependent protein catabolic process. The record is from RefSeq and is a predicted model, not a curated record. The transcript has 8 exons. Bases 546 to 1850 code for a protein of 434 amino acids. NCBI's taxonomy places the organism in Eukaryota, Metazoa, Arthropoda, Insecta, Hymenoptera, Braconidae. Gene Ontology annotation, cellular component: nucleus; cytoplasm.
UGUUAGUCCGAGCUCAGUAGUGCCACUACCGAGGUCGGAGUCGGAGUCGAGACUCGUGAUCCAUUGGGUGAUCUCGCACAGUCGUUCGAGCCACUUCGCAGCAAGCGUGUGAAUCAUAACCAACCAUUUAUUCAUUUAAAACAUUUUUCGUUUAUUCAUUUCACCCAAGGUCAGAAUAACCAAUGAUUUGUCAAGUCAUCAUUGGCUUGUUCCGGUACGCUGGACAGCUGCUCAAAGUUGCUGUGUAGCCUCGGGCCUCACAGAGAAAUCCCUGGGAUACAUAAAUGUGUGUCUUCUUUUCUUUUACUUUUUUGAUAAGUAAAGAGACAAGAAGAAAAAAAGAGUGUUUAUAUUCAAGGUGUUUAGUGUGCUUAAGUUUAUAACUUUUUAAUUAUAUUAAGCUAUUGAUUAAGUUAAAUAGUUUUUCACUAAAAGUGUAUUUUAUUGGAAUUGAACUCCCUAAAGAUAACAAAAGAAAGUGAAUCUGGAUAUGUCAAGUUUAUUCUUUUAUUAUAAAAGCUACGGAUUAAUUACAAUACGUGCGCAUGUGUCCAGUGGGAUUUAAUAAUAAAACUCUCGUCGCCUAUCUGGAUAAUUUGACGACGCCUACAGCCGGACUGUCUCAUGUUAGGAUGGCGCUGGCGCGACUUGCGGUGAGCGACUGUGCGCCUCAAACAUCGCGAGUCAGCUCAAACUUACACAGCAGUAGUAGUAUGGCGGUAAGCCGUGUACCAAGCCCACCACCACUUGAAGUAAACACUCCAGUUGCAGAGAAUUGGUGUUAUACGCAGGUAAAGGUGGUCAAAUUCAGCUACAUGUGGACGAUAAACAACUUUAGUUUUUGCCGUGAAGAAAUGGGAGAAGUUCUCAAGUCAUCAACAUUUUCAGCUGGGGCAAAUGAUAAACUCAAAUGGUGUCUUCGAGUAAAUCCUAAAGGUUUAGAUGAAGAAAGCAAGGAUUACUUAUCACUUUACUUACUUCUUGUGUCAUGCAAUAAAUCAGAAGUCAGAGCAAAGUUCAAAUUUUCUAUUCUUAAUGCCAAAAGAGAAGAAACCAAAGCUAUGGAGAGCCAACGAGCCUAUAGGUUUGUCCAAGGUAAGGACUGGGGCUUCAAAAAGUUCAUAAGAAGAGACUUUUUGUUAGAUGAAGCUAAUGGAUUAUUACCUGAUGAUAAACUCACGAUAUUCUGUGAGGUAUAUACCUUUGUUAGUGUAGUAGCUGAUAGUGUAAAUGUUUCUGGACAAAGUAACACAAUACAAUUUAAAGUACCCGAAUGUCGACUGCCUGACGACCUCGGACUUCUCUUUGAAAGCCAAAAAUUCAGUGAUGUAACGCUGACGGUUUGUGGGAGAGAGUUUCAAGCGCACAAAGCCAUUUUAGCAGCUCGAAGUCCGGUUUUUUCAGCGAUGUUUGAACACGAAAUGGAAGAACGUAAACAAAAUCGUGUAGACAUAACAGAUGUCGAUCAUGAAGUACUAAGAGAAAUGUUGCGGUUUAUUUAUACGGGUAAAGCGGCAAAUCUUGAGAAGAUGGCGGACGAUUUAUUGGCUGCAGCGGACAAAUAUGCCCUUGAGAGGCUUAAAGUUAUGUGUGAGGAAGCAUUAUGUACAAGUCUAGCUAUUGAGAAUGCGGCAGACAUUCUUAUACUUGCCGAUCUUCAUAGUGCCGAUCAAUUGAAGGCGCAAGCUAUAGAUUUUAUAAACACUCAUGCAACAGACGUGAUGGAUACGGCGGGUUUUAAAUCGAUGGUGAAUUCACAUCCACAUUUAAUAGCGGAGGCGUUUCGUGCCCUUGCAACUCAACAAAUACCGCCGAUUGGGCCACCUCGGAAGCGUGUGAAACAAAGCUGAAAGCAAUCACCGUUGAUACCGGGCACAACUACUGUGUCCUCCCCGCCCCACCUGCAUCCCUCUUGACUUUUUUGUGUACAGUGACAUUGAGUAGUGUUAAAUGAAUACUUCUUAGUGCGACACCCAUCUGUUCCACUCAGAGUUAUCAUUUUUUUUAAAGGAUGAUAAUAAUAAUUGUAACAAUUAUUAGUCAGCUGUUAAGGGCUUAAAAAGUAAUUAAUGGUACGUGAAAAGAAUAUUCAUGGCCAGUUAGGAAAUUAAAGGUGUAAAAACGCCAGAGUGUUGUGUUCAGUGAGUGUCGGUAGUGUCAAAACUAGCGUGCAACAUGUCACAAAAGUUCUUUACGGAGAGAUUAAAGAAAAAGAAAAAUCAUACAAAAUCCCACCUCAUUCACCUUUAAGGAACAAUACCUAUAUCCCAUACGCGCGAAUGUUUAAUGUCUUCGGCUUCAAGUAGUAAGAUCAACUGCUCAAGCCUACGUGACAACGAAUUCAACACAAAUUAACGUGAUUUAGGAAGAAUUAGUACUAAAAGCAAGAGAGCCAAAACAAUUCAAGGUUCAUCAUGUUGCCACGUACCGAUAUGUAGAAGUUGUGAUAAGACGUCGGCCAGACGAUUAAAACAUGUUUUUUUGUCAGGAAUCCGAUAUCCCUCCGGUACUGAAAAAAUGGAGAUAAAUAUAAUUAAACAUAAAGUAAACCGGGGAACCCAGAUACUUUGUUUAUUAUUGGUAGUAAUUUUUGACAUAAUGAAAACAUCAAACUCUUCCAGAAAAGGGAAAAUGAUUCUAGUUAAUGUUUUUUAUGAUCUCUUUCUCUUAAUACAAUACAACUAUGACUAUGAUUACUCUUAAUGCUACGCGAUAUGUGCCCCUUUUAUUUUUGUACAUUUUUUGUCUGCAAAAUAUAAUCCACCAAUAAAUUAUUUCUUUUCAAUUCUUCCCCUUUCAAUUAAUGGCACAGUUUGUUUUGUUUUCUCUCUUAUAGUUAUAUUUUUUGGACUAUUUCAUAGUUGAUUAAAGUGAUAGCUUCGAUUAUUACUCAUUAUUGAGAAAAGAACAAUAAAAUUAUAGGGUUGUCCAUAAUUUAUAAAUUUCGUUUUUAUGUUUAUUCUAAGGAAAAAAUUUUAUCAUACGAAACAUGCAGGAAAUGUCGAUUGAUUGCAAUAAAAUUAAAAUGCUAAAAAAUAUAAAAACAAAUAAGUAACGUAUUGUUAGAAAUAAUGCGUGAAACAAAUUAAAUGAAUUGUAUAAAUAAAAGUUAGUCAAUUAUAGAAUGGAAUAUUAACCGUUUUUGUGUAACUAAUUCUUCAAUCACAAAAAAAAAUUAUUGAAAAAUGACGAAACAAAAAGUAUGUGGUGAAUGAACUGAGUUAUGGGCAACCGAGAAAUAAAACAAUAAAUGUCAUUUAGUAGUGUACUGGCUUCCCGAUCCUCUAACCUAGUUUUACAUUUAAUUACAUACCAUUUACAUUAAUGACGAAGAUGAUUAAUGCCAUACAUGUUCUGUGAUAAGUCCAAUGUAAUUAUUGCAACUGUAUCUCUAUUCCCAAGAUCCAGAUAUAAAUUCCAAUGUCGAUCCUGCAGCCAGUUGCCUAAUUAUUUAACUACUCAGUUCGGUCAGUCCCGAAGUUAUAAGAGUUAGAUGAAUUUAUAAUUCAUUAAUAAUCAUCGAUGUUAUAGAUAUUUUGCCAUGUACAAUAAUGAUAAAAAAUUGAAAUUUAACAGUUAUUUUUUCAUCAAGUAAUUAUAUUUCAUGACAAUACUUAUCAAUUUUUAUUGUUUUAGACUGAAAAUGGUCAAAUUCAUGCUUCUCAAUAGACACUUUAUAUUGAUUAAAAAAUGAAAGAUACAAGUGUAAAUAAUUUGUUAUUCUGCAGAAAUUAUUUUUAUCAAAAAAGGGGAAAUAAAAAAGAAAAAAGUAAAGACUAUUGAGGUGCAAGCUUUUGGUAUUUAUUUAAGUGAAGUUCUGUUAUUACUAGUAAUAAAUAAACACAAUGUUUAGAUAAAAACAUAUUUGGGACUGUCGAACACAAAAAUUUUUAAUAAUAUAUGAUUUUUUUCUAAAAAAAAAAAAGGCUAAUAUUGAUCGAAUGACCGUAUAUGUAAUAUUAUUCAUAAAAAAUUAAUCUGUAGUAAGGAUAUAUGAGCGUAUGACUGGAUAAUUUGAUAAAUUAAGUACAAGUAAGACAAGCGUUACCUCAUCAUAAAUAUCAGCACUUUUGCGACAACCUUUUUUAUUGUCAUAUCGUACGUUAUUAUUUACACUUCCACUAUAUGUUGCAUUUAUAAGCAGAAAUUUUCAUUUUCAAUAUAACAUUUUAUAGCGUACGAUAAAACAAUGUGAAUUGGAAGUAACAAAAGAACUGUUCAUUAAUCCCAGCUCAUAUAAAUGUUCAUUUUUUCCAUUUAUUUUAAGUCAUUGCACCACAUCAAAUAAAUUACAUUUUCAUUAUAUAA